Chironomus riparius is the source of this 3983-nucleotide messenger RNA. The record is from the annotation of a GenBank genome assembly. Lineage: Eukaryota; Metazoa; Arthropoda; Insecta; Diptera; Chironomidae.
CUUUACUUUUUUCUACAAAAAAAAUUCAAAUUGAAAUUAAAGAAAUAAAUUAAAAACGCAUGAUUUGGCGUGUUUAAAUUGUGAUAUUCUAUUUAAUUAAUCAACAUAUGGCCGUGCAAAGAAAAUUGCCUACGAAAUUAUAUGAAAUAACAGCACAUUCACAGAAAGUAUCAUGUCUUGAUAUCGGUGAGACAGGUCGUGUCUUGGUGACUGGAGGCAGCGACAGAUUAGUGAAUCUUUUUGCUAUUGGAAAUGAAAAAUCUAUACAGUCACUCGAUGGUCACCAUUCUCGAAUUGAAUGUGUUCGAUUUACAUGCUCCGACGAUCUCGUUUAUUCAGCCGAUGAGAAUGGAAUUAUUAAGAAAUGGGAUCUUAAUCAAUGCGAGAGUAAUUCCACAUUUUAUGGACAUAUGAAGAGUGUCCGAAGUCUUGAUUUUCAUCCGUAUGGCGAUUAUUUGGUGUCAGGAAGUCAUGAUACAAGUGUACGAUUGUGGGAUAUAAGAAAUAAUGAAUGUAUAAAGAAAUAUCGAGGACAUAUAGCGAAUGUGAAUUCGGUUAAAUUUAGUCCCGAUGGUUCUUGGAUAGCUUCAGCAGGAACGGAAGGUUGCGUGAUUAUAUGGGACAUACGAAUGAGCAAUAAACUACUAGAAUUUAUAGAGAAUGGCUCGCCUGUGACAUGCCUACAAUUUCAUCCAUAUGAAUUUCUGAUGGCAGCUGGUCGUAAUGAUGGAUCUGUUGAUUUGUACGAUCUAGAAAGUAAACAAAUGAUUUCGCGUAUUGAGCGACGUGAAGCUGGUGGAAAUUCUGUAAAAUGCAUAACAUUUAGUGAUAAUGGUGAGUGCCUGUUUGUUGGUACAACACAAAAUAUAUCCGUGAUUGGUUGGGAGCCAGAUCGUGAAUUUGAUAGAAUCGAGUCAAACUGGAGUCAUUUAGGCGAUAUGAAAAUAAUUAAUCGUAAACUUAUCUGUGGUGGAUAUGAGAAUAGGAAUGUAACAAUACAUGCUAUGAACCUCGAUUAUGUGAUUCCAUUUUAUAAUCCCGCCAGUGUUGUAUUUAAUCAUCAGCAAAGCUCAAGGAAAUCAUUUAAUAGAGGAAAUGGUAAACUACGAAUAUCAAUAGAUAAGAAGACAUUGUCUAAUGGUAGUGUCAAAAUUAAUGAUCCUAUAUCGCUUGAUGCGGGAAACUUAUCGUCGCCUAACUUAUCAAUUGAAAUGAUUGAGGAAGAUUUUGAGCCAGAAUCGUUGACUGUGUCAACACCUGAUCAACAAUUUGAGUUUUAUGCGAUCAACAAGUAUAAGAAUGCAAUUGAUUAUAGCAAUAAUCUAACGACAACAAAUGGCGAAGAGAAAUAUCAAUUAAGUAAAAUAAUCAGUGAUGACCAACAAGAGACUACGACAAUCGUUCAUGGAUUUCCAUUGGCCGAAAAUGAUGAUUAUAAUUUUGAAAAGCCUACAAAUAUCGAAAUUACUGGAUAUAGUAGCGAUAUUGAUACAGGAUAUUAUUCACCAAAUCGCUUUAUACUCCGUAAUGUCUCAACGCAUGAGGAGUUUACCGUUAAUAGUGCUCAACAGCCAGAUUAUGCCCCGAAAUUGCCACAAACAACUAUCUCAAAGCCAGUCACGACAAAGCAAAAAGUCAUGGAGAGUCAUGAAAAGCGUAGAUCAUCGCCACCGAAUUCAAUUCGUCCGACAAAUUUAAGGAAGUCAAGUACGACGAGUGUGAGUACAGUUGAUCUUCGUAAAAUUGAUGAACAAUUCUCCAAUAUCACAACGGCUUCAAGGAAGCCUAAAAGUCGUGGAUCAUCGCCAAUAAGAAAUCAUAAUACAGCCAAUUCAAAGAUACGAAAGAGUGAAUCAUCAUAUCAAGUGAAGAACCAGAACCAAAAAAACCUCUCUGUUCAAUUUUUUACGAAACCACAACGAUCAAAAACCGCAAUUGACAUUAAAUCGAAUGGUCGUAGUUCAAUCCCUCGAAGUGUUCAAUCACCUACUAUUCAACAUCUACAGCAACAACAACAACAACAAAUUCAUGCGAUAAACUCACAUCAAAAUCUUAUACAUCCUACAUCAAUUCCGCAUUCAAUAACAGCACCUCAUCUUAGUAACAUAUCGUCACAUUCGCAUGAGACAACCAUAACGACGACAUCGACAAAUUUUAGCAGUUAUGAGACGUCGAAUGAAGCACAUGAUAUACAAGUUAUUCAAUCUGGUCAUGACAUUAUGUUUAAUACUUUGUGUAAUCGGAUAACUAGUUUAGAUAUGAUAAGAAAUCAUAUGAGAACUCAAGAUCUUAGCGCAGCAAUCAGAGCAUUAGCCCGAAUAAAGGAUGACUCAGUCAUAGUCGAUUUAUUAGGAGCUAUUCUCGAGAAAAGUGCGAUGUGGACGUUAGAUAUGUGCGUUGUUAUUCUUCCAUUAAUUUAUGAUCUUCUACAGAGCGAUCUUAAAUUCCAUUACCAACGAGCAUGUGACACACUUCGAGUAAUAAUCAAAGAAUUCCUGCCAGUAAUUCAAUCGAAUAUUGAUCCGUGGACGAGAGGGCUUGGAGCUGAUAUAGCACGCGAGGAAAGAGCCCAAAAAUGCGUCGAAUGUCGAGGUUGGUUAUUAAAAAUUCGUUGUCUCCCAGAGAAUGAGAAGAUCGGAAGUUCGUUGUUGCCGCUACAAAAAAUGAUUGUGGAUAUUUGAAAUCAUUUCUUUCUAUGUCACAAAAGGCAUCUUAGACAUAAUUCUUGCAGCUCAUUCUUAUAUAUUUUUAAUUUUUUUCUUCGUGUAUUUUUUAAUUACUAAGCGGGAACCUUUUUUCUCUCUUCAAUGACUGUAAACCGUAAAAAAACUGUGUCUUUUUUUUGUUGUUGUAAAAAUGCCAUUUUAAGUUUAAAAACCUUUCUUUUAUUAACCUUUUUAAUUUUAUGUGGCAUGCUUAACUUCCUUAUAGUGAAUAAUAACACUUCUUAUCACAAAUUGAAUAAUUGAUGCAAUUAAGACUGAUAAAUUAACAAAUGAUUAAUUGAUGAAGAACGUGGUAAAAAAAGUUUAAAAAUAACAAUUUUUUUUUGUAUUACAAAAACGCCUAACUUGGAAUAAUAAAAUUAUAGGGAAAUGCAUAUGAGAACCGUCCAUAUGAGACAAAGACAUAAAGCACAUUUUAGUUCAAUUUCGAUAAUUUUGCUCAAAGAAAUCAUGAAAAGUCAUGUCAAUGUCUCAAACAAUGUAAAUCAGCUGACUCAUGAUAAUAAUUCACGGUUGCUGAGUAUAAAAGAAUGUAAAAGUCAUUGGAAGUGGACAUUUUUGCAAUGACUGAUUUGUAAAUCAAUUUGAAAAUUAUGAAAGCACCACUGACCAAUGUCUACUCCAAAAUGUGAGUGACGACAUGCUAAUGAGCCAGGAAAUAUUUUUGGUGAUUGAUAAAUGUCACGUACGAAAACUGUUCAGUUUGGUGGUCAUUUGUGGACUUUAACAGCGCAUAUUCUUAAAAUUGAAUAAUUAUAAUUUAUAACGGUCGAAAAACCUGCUUAAUGUACGAGAUCAAGCCAUAAUUGGGCAUUUGGGCAACGUUGGAUUAAGGGACGGGUCAGGAACUUGAAGUGUAGCGGGGGAAAUAGGAACGAGAGCUACAAGAUUACCCACGAAUGGAAUAUUGUUAGAACGGACCUGAAAAGUAUCACGUCACGCCCACAAAAGAUCGAAACGAGAGCCUUAGUUUAUUUGAAACCUAGAUAUGAAGAUUAGAAGUUUGAUCCUACAUAAUAUUAAUUCAUAUGUAUACAAAUACAAAAAGUGUAAAAUGUGAAUUAUUUCUGGACAGUAUGUCGUCAAUAAAUGCAAUAAAGUGCAAUUAAAAUGAAAAAAAAAAACAACUGUCAGAAAAUUUGAAAAUCUACAAAACGUUAUAAAAUUUGGUAAAAUACGCUAAAAAACUCAAUCCAUUCAAAUUGAACGCUUUUAUAUUGUAAAAAUGGAUCUACAAAAAGUUGUGUGUACGUGAAG